ACACACAGAGAGAUAGGGUCCGUGUGACGGUGAGCCGAGGGUGAGACACGAAGCUCCGAGGUCACAAGAACUGAUCCGAACUGAAGCUGUGAAGUUGGCCUAAGACCUUCUCUCGGUUCAUAUAGAUCUCUCGACAGUGCGCGUUUGCAGUACAAAAGAGACGUGAUAUUUUAUAGUUUUUUAGAUUCCGCGACGGAGCGGUUCCAUCUUUUCGCGUCGGCAAGUGUACAAUAUAAGUGAAGAUUUGGAAGACAUGGAGAUACUGCCGGUCACGAGCCAGUUUAGAGUCGGAUUCAAUAAUGAGAAAGCUUGGAGCGGGCCGACAUGGCGGGAGGCGGCGGCGCCCGUCCCAACGGAAGCGGCGCUGGCCCAGCGGCUCGAAAGAGAGCUGCGGGCGGCCAAAGGAGCCAGCGACCUGGCCACGGCUGAGGUGCUGGUGCCCGCGGAGCUGUUGGCGAGGGCGGCGCGCCAGGCGCUGGUGUUGGCCGAGGGCGAGCCGUGCGGAGCCCGGGGCGCCGCAGUACUCGUGGACGUGGCCGGUCGCCGCCUAGCGGCCUUCAAGAUAGACCCGAACACCGUCACCACCCACGAGAUACACCUUCACCUCGAACACGACGCCACCAACUGGACCAGCCUGCUGCCGCAAUUCUUAAAGAACCUCACGAGAGGCGGCACCAUCAUCAUCAGCCCCCAGUUCACGAUAGAGAAGAAGAAGCUAUUCCGGAGUCAGGCGGAGUAAGGGCGAGGUGGAGUUUUAAUCGGAUAUCAAUGUUCUAUGUAUAUUAUAUUUUUGUUAACGAAAAAAAAGCACAGCGUGAUAUGUAAUGUUAAGUCGCGACGGAGUGCUGGUGGUGUGGUGGUGGGCGCCUCAUGAUCUCAGUGUACCGCGGACGUGGUCGGCAACUCGUAAUAGUAUUUAUUAGCGCCGCCCGGGUGUGUGUGUCCGUACGUCCGUACGUCCGUACGUCUCCCGGGACCGUACUGGUUGGUACAUUUAUUUGUGAUACUACUAUUGUAAUGUAUUAUAAUAUAAAGAAAAUUAAUGAGAAAAGAGAAUAUACUUUAACGGAGCCGGUCCCCGGCCGCAGCGGCCGCGGGCCGGGUAAAUAUACUGCAAAGAUCUCAGGUUUAUAUUAUAUAGCGUAGCAUAGCAUAGCAUAGAAUAGUAUAGCAUAGCAUAGUCGUAACGAGUAUUAAGUUAUUUAAGUUAAUAUAAAUAUUGUACUUUUUAAGAUUGUUUUGUAUCGCAUGGAUGCGUUCUCCGACCCAGUGUGUUGAUACUUACCACUGUAACAUUAAUACCGUAGUCCGUCUCUGUCUGUCUGUCUGUGUGUCUGUCUGUCUGUCUCUGUCUGUCUGUGUGUGUGUCUUCAGACAAGUUUUUUAUGAAUCUAAAUGUUCGUAGGGUCCAGUGUUUUGAAAUUUGAACGCACAAUAUAAUACAACUAGACUUCACUCCAGUAAAAUAUAUAUUAUGUAAAGUUACUCGUAAACGUGUGAGGUGGAACAACGAGACUAACGAUGUGUUAUGAUGCGUCCGUCGCUUGUGAUCGAAAACAAAGUUAAGUAGACGAUGAGAAGUAACAGAAUGAGGAAUGUAGAAGAUAUAAAGAAAUACAUAGUUUCAAAAAACUCUAAA
Molecule: messenger RNA, 1639 nt
Organism: Danaus plexippus (monarch butterfly)
Lineage: Eukaryota; Metazoa; Arthropoda; Insecta; Lepidoptera; Nymphalidae
Product: protein charybde-like
Exons: 3
Coding region: 254-739 (161 amino acids)
Biological process (GO): apoptotic process; negative regulation of signal transduction; regulation of TOR signaling
Cellular component (GO): cytoplasm
Source: RefSeq, a predicted model, not a curated record